AUGGCCCUUCAGCAAACCACCCUUCCCUGCCCCACCAGUCACACCACACUGCCUCUGCUGCUGACAUAUGCGCAAGUUAUACACUUGGCACCAGGCACAUCUGUGGAAGAGCUAGAUCUAGAUCUAGGUCUAUACAAAGCUCCCACCCAACUGGUGCUAGAUCUGGACAAAGGUCUAGACAAAGCUCCCACCCAACAUACUCCUGAAGAAUCAGGUCUAGCUGGACAGACAAAUGCCAGUUCAGUGACAGCCCUCUUGGACACAGAUGGGGAGGCAGCAACAGGGGGGGAACUGGAACAGAUGCUACUCCUUGACGCUGAUGACAAGUCUGCUGGUGAUGGGCAGCCUGAUCCAGCUCCAGAGCCAGUCCUCCAACCAUGA
Dacryopinax primogenitus is the source of this 381-nucleotide messenger RNA. RefSeq lists its product as uncharacterized. The record is from RefSeq and is a predicted model, not a curated record. NCBI's taxonomy places the organism in Eukaryota, Fungi, Basidiomycota, Dacrymycetes, Dacrymycetales, Dacrymycetaceae. The transcript has 3 exons. The coding region runs from base 1 to 381 and encodes 126 amino acids.